GUUAAAGUUCAAAGUCAGCUGAUGUUUUCGGUACUGCAUACUUACAGUAUUUACUGAUAUUGUUAUUGUUAUUUUCCGUGUGUAAACUAAACACACAUGCGGCUUGAACACAAUUUCUGAGGAGGCCUUUCUGUACACGAGAAGUAAUAGGGCUGUGUAAAGAUAUUAUAAUGACAGGUGGGAGCUGCGCUGGGCAAAGUGCUGCUGACUGAUGGGAGCAGCGAUGGCUCAUCCAGAGCAGGACUGCGAGAGGCGUUGCCAGGCUGCCGUCAGCGUCGUGCACAGCCUGCCCAAGAACGUGUGUGUUUCUCUGCAGGCGUCUACCGGCCGUCCCAUGAGGUCAUGCUGCGAUUCUACAGCUUCUACAAGCAGGCAACCUGCGGGCCCUGCACAGCUCCCCGGCCCGGGUUCUGGGACCCCAUCGGCCGCUACAAGUGGGACGCCUGGAAGCGGCUGGGAGGCACGAGCAGGGAGGGGGCGAUGAGGGAGUACGUAGAGGAGAUGAAGAGAGUGGCUCUGGAGCAGGUCAUCGACACCGUGCCCAUGAAUGAGAAGACAGCCUCCAUGUUCCAUUACUUCCAACCUCUCUACCGUGUGAUCCACGACAUGCCCAGGCCUCCAGACACUCUCCUCCAGCAGACCGGGGGUGAGCUGGAGAACAGUGUGCGUGAGGAGUCAAGCGGAGAGAGUGAACCCCAGGGGAAUGGGCCAGUGUGGGGACUCAGCGGGCAUCCAGAUGGAGGGGCGGAGUUUAACCAGGAGAGUAACCAUGUGACCAGCGACUCGGAGAGCGAGGUGUUCUGUGACUCCAUGGAGCAGCUCGACCCCAACAAGCAGGGGGAGCCCCAGAGUGAUUCUUCAGCACCAGAGCUCCAGAGUCCUCUCAACCCUGUCGCUGCGGCAACACAGGCAGGGGCGGGCCAAGGAGGAGAGAGGGCGGGCCAAGGAGAGGGAGAGCCAUUGAGGAAGAAGGGAGUUUUGCUGGAUGGACGGCAGAGUCACUGGAGUGAGAGACACUGGCGGAGCUCAGGGGACGUGGCCAGGGAUGAGAGGGGCGUGGCAGGAGCAGGGGGAGGGGCUGGGGGAGGAGCACCUGAGAGAGGACAUCCUGGCGCUCUGGAACAGCAGAUCACCCUGGCACUGCAGAGGCUGCAGGAGGACAUGCACUGCGCCAGGGACAGGCUGCAUGCACUGGAGCAGAGAGCAGACAUGCAGCAGGGCCUCUCCUGGUGGCUGCCUGCUCUCCUGCUCUGGCCCUUCUUGGCUCAGUGGUUGAUUCACCUCCUCCAAUGCGGGCGGAAGAAGAUGUAGCGAGCCGCGUGAGAGAACCAGCCCAGCCCAGCCCAGCCCGGCCCAGCCUGGCCCAGCCUGGCCCAGCCUGGCCCAGCCCAGCCCAGCCCGGCCCAGCCGAGCCGAGCCGAGCCGAGCCGAGCCGUGUAUAUAAUGUAUACUGUACAUAUACUUUGUAUAUAAUUAGGCUUAUUUGGCUGCAUGUAUAUUUUUUAGAUUUUUAAUUAGUUUCUUGGUCACUCACAUUUCAUGUUUUCUAGCCUGUGAACCAGAAGGCUAGAAAACACGCAAUGUUUCUGUCAACCUUUCCAGCGACCAGCUGUCGUUGGCUUUUCCAAGCAGUGUUUCAGCAGCUCUGUCACGUCAGGGUUUGACUGGAGGAACAGAGAGAGCUGGCUCAGAGCUGUCUGUCCAUUCAGGGUCAUUAGUUUAAUAUAAAGAUAAUCACAGUUUGAAAAACAUUUUAUUUCCUCCUCACCAGAGUAACACCCUUCUCAGAAGUCAGCUUCACGCUGUGUUAGAUUUGAAACUUUUCCAGACGUCUUCUUUUUUAACGUUGGCUCCUGUGAACAGCAGCUCAUCUUUCCACUUGCUGUGUUCAAGACACCCCGCAGUUUCCUGCAGGUCUUACAGCCCUGUCACACAGGAAGUGAACUGGUAAUGUUGUAGCUGGGAAUAAAACGGGUUCACUUGAAUCAAAGUGAAAAUAUAGAAAAGAUCAAAACUUUCAUUUCUGUGAGAAUCUGUAUUAUUGUGGAUUGCAGCAGCCACCCUCUGUGCUCCUCAAGGGACCCCCCUAAAAUAAGGGGCUGGAGCACCGCAGGGUGACUCCCCAGGCUGGGCUGAGCGACCCCGAGUCUUCAGCGAGGGGCGAUGAAAACCAGGAAGGUUUCUAGGAGAAGAGAUUCUGCACCCCUCAGCACCCAGCAGUGUUUAAAUCUCUUCAUAUUUGCAAAAAUACUCUUUUAGAGAAACGCUGGUCUACUGUACGUUGGUUAAGCGGGUUAUUAAACACAGAGUUUCAAAACAACGAGUGCUGUGCUGUGUGAUUCAGCUGAGCUGAGUGAAGUGGGGUCCAGUUUCAGUGGUUCUGACGGUUCAGUUUCAGUGGUUUUGACCGGAUCCAGUUUCAGUGGUUCAGUUUCAGUGGUUUUGACCAGAUCCAGUUUCAGUGGUUCAGUUUCAGUGGUUUUGACUGGGUCCAGUUUUAGUGGUUUUGACCGGAUCCAGUUUCAGUGGUUCAGUUUCAGUGGUUUUGACCGGAUCCAGUUUCAGUGGUUCAGUUUCAGUGGUUUUGACUGGGUCCAGUUUCAGUGGUUUUGAUCAGAUCCAGUUUCAGUGGUCCAGUUUCAGUGGUUUUGACUGGGUCCAGUUUCAGUGGUUCAGUUUCAGUGGUUUUGAUCAGAUCCAGUUUCAGUGGUCCAGUUUCAGUGGUUUUGACUGGGUCCAGUUUCAGUGGUGCAGUUUCAGUGGUUUUGACCGGAUCCAGUUUCAGUGGUUCAGUUUCAGUGGGGUUUUUUUUUGUUUUUUUUUUUAAUUAAAAAUUUAGUCGUUGCCAAUUAGUUUUUAUUAUUUUCUCCCCAAUUUGAAAUGCCCAAUUAUUUUUAGGUUCAGCUCACCGCUACCACCCCUGCGCUGACUCGGGAGGGGCGAGGAUGAACACACGCUGUCCUCCGAAGCUUGUGCUGUCAGCCGCCCGCUUCUUUACACUCUGCAGACUCACCGUGCAGCCGCCUCAGAGCUACAGCGUCGGAGGACAACGCAGCUCUGGGCAGCUUACAGGCAAGCCCGCAGGCGCCCGGCCAGACUACAGGGGUCGUUGGUGCGCGGUGAGCCGAGGACACCCUGGCCGACCUAACCCUCCCUCCCCCCGGACGACGCUCAGCCAAUUGAGCGCUGCCCCCUAGGAGCUCCCGUUCAUGGUCGGCUGUGGAAUAGCCUGGACUCGAACCGGCGAUGUCCAGGCUAUAGAGUGCAUCCUGCACUCUAGCGAGUGCUUUUACUGGAUGCGCCACUCGGGAGCCCUGAGUUUCAGUGGUUUUGACCGGAUCCAGUUUCAGUGGUCCAGUUUCAGUGGUUUUGACCGGGUCCAGUUUCAGUGGUCCAGUUUCAGUGGUUUUGACCGGAUCCAGUUUCAGUGGUUUUGACAGGGUCCAGUUUCAGUGGUCCAGUUUCAGUGGUUUUGACCGGAUCCAGUUUCAGUGGUUCAGUUUCAGUGGUUUUGACCGGAUCCAGUUUCAGUGGUUCAGUUUCAGUGGUUUUGACCGGAUCCAGUUUCAGUGGUCCAGUUUCAGUGGUUUUGACCGGAUCCAGUUUCAGUGGUCCAGUUUCAGUGGUUUUGACCGGAUCCAGUUUCAGUGGUUCAGUUUCAGUGGUUUUGACCGGAUCCAGUUUCAGUGGUCCAGUUUCAGUGGUUUUGACCGGAUCCAGUUUCAGUGGUUCAGUUUCAGUGGUUUUGACCGGAUCCAGUUUCAGUGGUCCAGUUUCAGUGGUUUUGACCGGGUCCAGUUUGAGGCAGUGCGUUUGGGUUUCACCAUCACUCUGGUCCUGUGUGACAGCACAAGCACGUGAUACUAACUGCUGCUGUUUUAUUUACACACAAGUCAUGCCUUUAUCUCACUGUGAAGUUUUACUGUCAAUAGGAUGUAUCUGAAUGCUGGAGUGUCAGUGGAGUGCUUGGGUUGACUCGGAGAGGCAUGAACGAUCAUUUCCAAUUACAGCCCGUCCAGCCCCAAGAAAACUGCUGUGGCCACUUCAUUGUGAGCUACUCGAUAAAGAGCAUCUGCAAACCCAGGGCCUUACAGAGGGGAGGGGAGGAGAGGGGAGGGGAGGGUACCCCCCUUCCUCAGGAACAUUUUGGACAUGAUUAAUCUGACCUAAAUGAUUAUGCUCAUAAUUCUUUGUAAUAUAAAGAAACCGAUCUUGCCUGAAUCAGUACCAUUGUGUUUUUUGAGCUUUAGUUCUUGAUGGUAAUACUGUUGAUAGUAGCGGUAGUGUAGAAAUGAUAUUUCUGUUCACACUCCGUGCUGUGCUACUUAUCCAAAAACAUCAGCUCGUUAGGGAAUGUAAACAAACUGGACAAUCAAAUAGGGUCCGGUCUGGUGCCCAGACAGAAUAACUAGGGAAAAAUGUAGUGAAGAUUCACCAAGGAAUCAGACUGUGCAGAAAUGGAAUUCAGUUGUGGGACAUGCACGCACGCCCACACACACACACACAGGCACACGCACACACACACACACUGCAGGUUUUUAAGUGAAAGGGGGUGUGCUGUGGUCAUAAAUAAUGCAUGCUUAAGUUUAUAAUCCGUUACUGUAAAUCUGAUGGAGAUAAACGCAAGAGGACAAGUGUGUCAUGGUUUUGCAAUUGCUCUAUGGCCUAAUUUAUACUGAGGAAACUAGCGAGUUGUGAAUUUCAAAACUCACAUCACGUACAGCGGGCCUUCAGACCACACACACACACACACACACCCAAGUAUGCUGUUAUUUAUUACACUUGAACAUUAUUAAAGAUACACAGCUGCAAGCUUGCCAAACUAAUAAUAUAACGUGUGACUCUAAUUUCCAGAUCGAGGCGUGCAGUGUAAUGAAAAUGUAACCCUGACGCUAAACAACAUUCUGUUUUUGCUCAGGCUUUUGGAGUUUUGCCAGUGUUUUCCAUUAUCUGAUUGGUUGGAUAGAUUUGGACCCUAUUGCGUCACACACACACACACACAAAGCGCAGCAGCACAAUGAAGGAAUCUGAAAAGCAACAUAUUAGUCGUUUGUUUUCAUGUCGACUGCCACCAGAGCUCGUAUUUAAGUUCGUGAAUACCAAAUGAUGCUGGAUAUUUCCAUCAUCUUGAUGUGAAAUUCACAGCUGUGUGAAAUGCAUUCACGCACACACAUCCGUGUACUUGCAAACGUUGUUAUUAAGACUCAUAAUGUGAAAUGGUGGUCUGUAUCUCGUAGGUUACUAAAAACAAAACAAAAAAAACAAUGUAGUGUUACUUGCAUUACAGACGUUCCUGCAUAAACGUGUGUCUUGUCAGAGAAGGAGUACCGUUUGCAUUUACAUGAUCAUUCAUCCCCGUCAUCACAGUCCUGGUAUGCAUUACUAGUAUUAUGAUGACGAGUAUGCCUAUUUUUGACGGUGGAAACUGGCACUUCAAAAGUGUAUGUGCUAUUACCGUGACAACAUUGACAAGUGUAGGUGAAUGCAAAAGAUGGAAUGAGAUUAUACCCCCCC
This is a messenger RNA of Acipenser ruthenus (sterlet), 5514 nucleotides long. Its product is annotated as acyl-CoA-binding domain-containing protein 4-like. Lineage: Eukaryota; Metazoa; Chordata; Actinopteri; Acipenseriformes; Acipenseridae. The record is from RefSeq and is a predicted model, not a curated record. Gene Ontology annotation, biological process: fatty acid metabolic process. The transcript has 10 exons. Bases 343 to 1311 code for a protein of 322 amino acids. Gene Ontology annotation, molecular function: fatty-acyl-CoA binding.